Molecule: messenger RNA, 717 nt
Organism: Mesorhabditis spiculigera
Lineage: Eukaryota; Metazoa; Nematoda; Chromadorea; Rhabditida; Rhabditidae
Source: the annotation of a GenBank genome assembly
AUGGGCUUUCGUUGUUUCUUCGAUAUUUUGGUCACGUCGCCCAUCAUUUUCUUGGUAGCAGUUGCUGAUACCGAGCUUCCAAUCGAUCAAGAAGAAGCUAUUGCUGAUGCCGAGUUCGCGGAUUACAAACGCUACUUGGACAAUUAUAUAAAGGAAACUUGUGGCGACGUGGGGGUCUGUCAUCUGCCGGCGGGCGUAUGCCAAAAAGCUGCGGAGGAAUUGCAGCUCCAAUUCCAUGCGAGAAACGUUACGAAGGUGCGCCGAGUUGCACAGUUGCUCGUCGCCGUCAAGACCCCAAAGUAUUUCGCCUGCGGCGCUCGAGCGGUCUGCCGGACCUACACGACCAGAGCCUGGAUGACCAUCAACAUGUGGUGGGGCAGCUCGCAUAUGUUGACGAAGACGGAAAUUGACGAUUGGAUGGUGAAGACCAAAGAUGGAGCCGGGUUGAUCGAGAGGUUCCGCGCAAAGAUCUUCUCUAAAGAGCAAACCGAGUUCGAUCGAUACAAGCCAUCGGAAUUUGACCUUGGUCUAGCCGACGAUAUGAUGCCGGCAUACACCGUGUGGAUCUGGCAAGACAGUGAUUGGAGGCAAGAAUGCACAGGGGAAACGGCCUCGGCCCCAGAACUCGGUGGUCAAAUCAGGCACCUGGAGUGGCAUGACAUUCAGAACCGCCUCAUUGUUAACGAGACAUACUGCGUACAUUUUUCAUUCUUCUUU